AGAACAACCGAGUUAACUGUGCUCACGGAACUCGAUAGCAACUCGGUGGGUGCUCCCAGCCAGCAAAGGCCAUCACAUUUUUCCACCCCAAUCAGUUAUCGCUCGGAAUCGGUAACACUUGUACGGUCGUCGUCGUAGCCGUCGUCCCUAGACCUCGUGGAGACAAAGCACGGUGUCCGUGGCCUUCCCAGAAGAGCGGGAAUCCCCCGUUCCUUUGGACCGAGUGUGUGUGAGGAAAAAAGUUUAACAAAAAAACAGAACUUCGGGGUGGAAAAUUCUUCUCGUUACUAGUAAGUGUUGAUGCGGGGAAAAAAAGGACGCGCGUGUCCUCGAAGGAAAUAAAGUGGAAAAGCGGAGAUGCCAAAAUAAGGAAGGGUUGAAAAAGUGUUGAAUUUUGCAGCGGAGUCCCAAAAUUCUUGUUUUAUGCUUUUCACAGUGAUAUGAAAAACUCAUUUAGUGCAAACAGUGUGAACUCUACCGUGAAACAUCGAAACAGAAGAAUGAGAUUCAGACAGUGAUAAACAGAAUUUCAACGAACGUUAACGAUUUCCAACGAUGUAAAUGUUAGGCCAAUAGUCGCCACCCCGGCUGUCGCGUUGGCUCGUACCUACAAAUCUGCACUUAAUGUCUUCUUGAACCCGUCGUCAUCUUCAACCGAGUACAAUUUCCGAAACGUGUGGUGAUAUAACAGUUGUUCAGAAAUUAUUUAGCUUCUGCUUCGCAACUGCGCUUUUCUGCUCAAACACAUCAAUCAGCGCAGCGCCACCACCAGCAACAUACGUGACAAACGCUGCAACUAUUAUCAUCAUUACCAGUAUCAGCCCGGCAGUAGUGACCCGAAGGUGACCUUCGACGGAGCCACCACCCACCACUACCAGCUCGAGAUGGAAACCGUUGGGCACGUGACGGUGCCGCUGCGGGUCGGCGGCAAAAAGAUGCGCAAACGGCGCGAACUGGAUGCACUGGUGGCGCACUCUCUCGCCAAAAGCUCAGGAAAACGUCACAUCGCCGGAAACGGAAUCGCAUCCCAUGAUCAGCUACUAUCGAACUCAACUGACGACCAGGAAGACUACUCAUGGCAGCCCAAGGUACGAACCCAGUCCCGAUGUCGGAGGAAGCGCUUCUCCUGCGUACGGACGUGCGGCCCACUUAUCCUAGUGUCCUGCAUCUUUCUGUCGCUCGGAUUCAUGUACUGGCUGUACUUCGACAUCAGGCAACAGGUGGCCGAGUACCGGAUCCGCAUCGAGCAAGUGUCAGCCACUAGUCAAAAUGUGCCGGAAGCCUUACAAAAGUGGCACGAAACGUCGAAAAACCUCGAGCAAAACCAGACCGCCCUGAAUGGGAAAUUGCGCGAGAUUCAACAAGUGCUGAGCAAUUUCUCCACCGAGCUCAAACAGCUACGAGACACGAUAGAGAAAAAGAAAGAAAACUCCCAAGAAGCGCAGCUCAACAGCUUGAAGUCGAGCGUGGCCGGAUUGGGGUCCAAGAUUGAGGAUGCCCUCACUCGGAUAACGGCCCUGGAGGAUCAGCACACCAAGGAUCAAGGCGAGCAGAAGACGCUCCGGAAGAGCGUGGAUGAUUUACAGGUUCUUCUCAACCAGGUGCGCAACAAUUCCACGCCGACUUCGAUGGACAAUACGCUGAACAACGCGACGGAGCAAACGAUUGCCAACAUUCGGGAGCAACUCACUGCUCAGAUCGACAACAUGUCGCAGAACUUCACCGGCGAACUGCAAGCGCUGAAGCAGAAGAACGGCUGGCUGGACCGGGACCUGCGCAGCCACAAAACCAGCAUCGACGAGUUGAUCGAGAACUCGGCCAACGUUUCCUCGCACGUCAAGUCCGUGGAGAACAUCUGGGUGGAUAUGAAGGCAAACCUGACGAGUUUGGAGGGUAGUGCCAAGCAGAUGAGCGAACAGAUCGAGGCGCUGCAGAACGCUACCAACGGGCUCAAGGGCAGCUUGGGAACGGUUCGCGAGCAGUGCGACCAGUACGGUGGACAAAACCAUGUGAUAAACGGCGAAAUCGAAGCCAUCAAGGCGCGGCUGGAGAAAGCGGAAAGGCGAGAGGUGGCACCGACGAGCGCUUCUGUGAAUAGCACGGAUACUGACAGGGACGCUAUUUCGAAGCUGCACCAGCUGUUCGACAGUUCGCCAACUCAGUCGACGUCGCAAGCGGCGGGAGGCGCCGAACCGGAAUCGCCUACAAGUCGGCAACCGGCAACGGCAGCAGCGCCAUCUGGCGGAAGCCCAAGCAUCAGUAGUAGUAGUAGCAGCGGCGUCGCUACCCCUACAACGGCCGCUAGUCCCAGUUCGAACAAAAAGACCGAGCCCAGUCCGAACGGUGGAGCCGGAAUGUAAAUAGGAGGUUAGAAAAUUAAUUACGAGACAUGAUGGGUUUGACGCCAUCUUUGUGUCGUGUCGAUUUUGCCAAUUUUAACUCUUUCCACACAUACACACAUAGAUUCAUAUUUGGAUGGGAAUUGUUGUUGAACUGUUGCUGGAAUGGUGUUAACGCUAAAAUUAACUCUUCAAGAAGUUCUGCCGUUCAAAGUGUGCAGAUCAACUAUAAAUCUUUAAAGGCAGUAGCAUUUGACAGUGACACAUUACACAUAAAAUUUCGAAAAGUUUGUCUUCAAUCUCGGACGCCCUUGUUGCGUGUUCGUGUGUUUCAAACAAAGCAUGCCAAGUAUUCGACAAAAUUCAUAAAUUUUGGACGCCAUUUUUAUCUCGUACCUCUUUUUUGAAAGGAUCACAAUUAUGAUAACCAGAGCAACAGUUCAACGUUCAACAGUGAUUCUCAUUCUCAUGAACAUACAGCAGAAACGUGUAUUUACGGGAACGCUGAAAGCGGUCUGUUUGAAAGAAAACAAAAAAAGAUACAGUUAGAAUAAUCUGUAACAUUAGCGAAACAAACAAUUCGUCAAUGCAAAUUGCAGCACGUGUUGAUUAAGUUUUAGCGUUAUGAACCAAAGUUGUGUUUAUUUUUAUAUUUUUACAUAUUUUUACCUUUUGAGUGUAGAUGAAACUGCGAUGGUUAACUAUAGUACUGAGAAGGUUUUUUUCCUGAUUAAUGAAAAAAACAAUUGAAAUACCUAGUUUUCCUAAAUACAUAGAAACAAUGGCAGCCAACGACGAUGAUAUUAUGCCGGUAAAUACAUGUAGAUCAAAAAUUCUAGUUCAUACUUAGUGAGUGGACGAAACAAAAAAAAUGGCCACAGUAAAACGUCAGCGAACAAUAACAAAUCAAAGCUAGAGGGAUCCACAGAAGUGUGCAAUCUAUAAUACUUUGUUUGAAUAAUUAGCUAAAAAGAAACGAGUAAAAAUCUUGAGAUUUCUAUUUCCCUAACCCAGUCCAAAGCCGGUAGAAGUCGAAUUAAAUUUUAGUAACAUCGAAUUUCUACAAAUUCAAUCAAAUUCUAUAACUGUAACUGUGACAGUAGGAACGAAGCGACAAAACAAGUGACAAAAACUUAAAAUGCAAAAAAAAAGAAUGUUUCCCUGUUAUGUGAGAGUACCUAAGUAAAUCUGUAAGAAUAACAUAAUAUGUAUGAAGCAAAUCGAGAGCAAUGCAAAUCACAAGCAUGAUUUCCAUUGGCGUGAGAUAGAGUUUAGAUGCCGUAGCAUAUUCAAAUGAUGGCCGCUAUAACGUUCUUAUUGAUCCUGUGCACUAUCUAUCCAAAAAACACGUUUAAGCCUACCAAAUAACCAAAACCAAAUCCAUAGCAGCUAUUUCCACAUUUUUGCAGGAAUCAGGAAGCAAAAAGAAGAUCGGCAGUCGAAGUUCGCGCAAAACUGAUUAAUCGUGUACCAAACUUUGACAGCUGCUCGAAUUAACAUUCACAGUGUUGUGGUUGCUGAGAUUUCUUUUUGCUUCUCGAUUUCCUAAGCUGAUCCUCGUCUCUAAAUUAGAGCUUAAUACAAAGCGAUACUCAAAACAAAUUGUAGCAAGCACUCAAAUGGCAUUUCUGUUGCAAUCACUUCUGCAAAAACCAAACAAAUAAAAGAACAACACGCCAAACACAAAAACGAAGCGGCUAUUAGAGUGCUUAGAUACACGCAGUGUCUUUUCGAUUCGGCGAAGCUAAAUUUACGCAAAUCAAGUUGGCAACACUCACGAAAACGCACCUUUUGUAGCAUCACAAAGCAAGCGGCAUUUUUGUACUUAGUUGCAGUAGGAUUUUGAUUCGAAAAAUGGUCAAAUCACAAUUAGCUACAUCUUUUUUUCGUACGGCACCAGGUACUCGUUCGUAGGCAAAAUAUAGUUACAUAUAGAGAGCGGGUAAAAACAAAAAGAAACAAAACAAACUGAAAAUUGCGAAGAAACGUUUGCAUUCUCUGUAGAUACAGUACCUACCUACCUACCUUUCGAAACCGAUUCAUCUUGCUGCUUGCGAUCCCCCCAGAGAGCAAAAUAUAUAAACAAAGACACAUUCAAUUCCAACAA
Aedes albopictus (Asian tiger mosquito) is the source of this 4446-nucleotide messenger RNA. RefSeq lists its product as uncharacterized. The transcript has 8 exons. The record is from RefSeq and is a predicted model, not a curated record. NCBI's taxonomy places the organism in Eukaryota, Metazoa, Arthropoda, Insecta, Diptera, Culicidae. The coding region runs from base 885 to 2360 and encodes 491 amino acids.